AUGGAGAUAUGGACAAAGACCACUUUUCUUUUCCUUCUCACUUUCGCGCCCGCGGUUCAUCUGCUCGGGGACGGCGACGACGGAUGGACGGUAAAGAGGAAGGAUGGAGGCGGCAGUGCGAGGCGACGCGAUGAGGACGGGAUCUGGGCAGCGGCGAGGAAGGGAUCUAGACGGGUGCGACGCGAUGAGGAAGGAUCUGCAUGGCGGUGA
Messenger RNA from Linum trigynum, 210 nucleotides. The record is from the annotation of a GenBank genome assembly. NCBI's taxonomy places the organism in Eukaryota, Viridiplantae, Streptophyta, Magnoliopsida, Malpighiales, Linaceae.